UUCCAAUCCAAUCCCUGGACAGUGUCGAGGUUUAGGUGGCAUUUACAUUUUCAGCCAACCGCUGUGCGAUUUCGCCAUUCUCGCUCUAUUUCUCAAUCGUCGCAGGAAACGGCCCGGCGACAGUAUCGGCGACGACGCAAAAGCGCCACUCACUCCGCGCUCUUCUCCACCUGUAGUAGCUCAGCAUGAAGACGCUGCUGGCGCUCACGGGCGCGGCAGGUCUCUUCUCUUCUGUACAUGCAGCCGCAAGCUGCGCGGACUGUGGCGGCAACACGUGCAUGCUGGACGGCACCGCGACGACAAUCACGGGCGGGGCGACGUCUGUCAGCGUGAACUUUUGCAACUUUGACAGCUCCAAGAACAGCACGUACGCCUUAAACUUCGGCGUGUCAUCCCUCCCGAGCUGCGACGCUAAGAACGAGACUCUACCUACCGUCGCGUCGCUCGUGGCGGCCGACGGCUGCACACCCGACACUUGUGCCGUUACCGUCAACUUCGAGUCGGCGCUGGACUGGGCCAUCGCACUGCAAAAUAAUGGAGUUACCAACACUUUAACAGCGCAACUUACAGCCGGUGGAAAUAGCGAUACCGUAACAAUCGCCACGUUCGAGACGAUGGCGGCUGCAGUGAUGAAUAGCGGCACAGCCAGCGUCUCAGUAUGUGCAACCGAGGUGGACGUCAGUGGCUCGAGAUUUUCGAGCGUUUCAAGCUGCAACGCAGCGCAGAUUUGCAGAGGAGCCGGCACAGACACGACGUGUACAACGGAGUUGAUGAAGGACGCACAGGUGGCCGACAUUAGCUGCAACGGCGAGGCCUGUACGGGUAAAGUGACGUUGAGUCAGUCGCUGCCCUGUGACGGCAGCACUGGCGACGCCACAGCGAUCAUUGUGGGCGUCACAGUAGCCAGCAGUACACAGUCGAAUCUCGUGAGUGUGGGCAGCAUGACGGCGCCGAACUUUACCAUCACAGACGCCAGUGGGCUGAACGCUGGCAGCUCGGAACUGGUGCUUACGACGGAUACUUUCUGCUCCUAUUCAAGUAUCCAACUGAACGUGACAGUGGAAGAUGAGACGGUGGAAGUCAGCAGUGUGAACUCUACGACCAAUGGAACAGUAGUGGUGGAACUGGCCUCGCCACUUAGUAGCGAACUCGCUGGCGAGGACAUCGAGUUGUCGCUGUCCCAGUGUGGUGUAUUGGCUACAGGUGAGUUCUCCGUUGGAACGGGCUCGGACGAGUCGACAUCGGUGUCGACAGGAUCGACGGAUUCCUCGCAGGACGCUGUUGCAGGCUCUACAGGUUCCGUAUCUACACAAGAGGAAAACGCCGACUCGGGACUGUCCGGGAGUAUCAUUGUAGGUAUUGUCAUUGCUGCUGUGGCACUUGCUGGCUUUGUAUUCGAGUAUGUCCAUCACAAGAGACGGCAACCAGCGCCAAUGGCACAGGACUCUACCGUCAACAACCUCACUACACCCCUGUAAGGCAACGAACAGCUCGAGGACUAUUGACCGACCCAUGCGUCAGGUUCAUGUAGGCAAGUAAUAAAGUUUUUGUGGCUUUUUGUUAUCUCUUGUGUUUUUAUUAUCAUUCACUGGAGUUUGCGGGACUCGCGGAUCUUCUUGGAGCGCAUUCUUUCUUGAGUGCGAAGCGUUUUGGAGCCGAUAGAGUGUGGAAAUCAAGCUGCAACUCAAGCUGUUCGAUCUGCGUCGACAACUUAGAUAACUCAAGUUCAAUGGCAGCAUUUUCAUUGGGUGGAGUAAAGUUUUCGAUCGGGGCAACAGGAGCCGGCACAGCGACGCCGCCUUGGGCAGCAUAAGUGUCGGAGAGUCGAGGAGCUGCAAAAUUUUCACGGUUCGAGGCGGCACUUGAAGGCUUCUUAAGACUAGUUUGGUCCGACUUGACUGCGCGCGAGAUCGCUACUGGUGAGGGAGGCGAGAGCACAGUGUUCGGUGGGAGUUUAUUCUUCAGAUACGCCAGAAUCUCGGCGCUACCUUUUGCGAUCACUGUGCCCCGUACUGUACGCUGUGGGUUGCCGUUCAUGUAGAUUGCGCGAAGACGCGGACACAAGCCGAGUUCGCACGGUACUUUGGUCAAGUUGUUGUUCUCGAACGAAAGCGAUGCGAGCUGGGGAGCGUCGUAGAUCCUUCCAAGUGAUCGUAAUUUGUUGUCCGAGACGCUGAUCACACUCACAUUCGCCAGUUGCGACCAUGGGAAACGAUCGAGAGUCUCGAUCUUGUUGAAGCUGAGUAGCAGUGUUUCGAGCGAUCGUAAUUGACUGACCUCCACGGGUAGACGAGAGAGACUGUUGUUGCGCAAAUCCAGUUCUUUAAUCGUAUCCCCCAACGCUGGUGAGUCCCCGAGAAACUCACUGAUGCUCUCAGAUGAAAGAUUAUUCUUCCGAAGACGUAAUAGCUUAAGGUGAGGCAAUGCAGCGAUAGACGGAUGGAGAGACUGCAGCUCAUUAUCCUCGACAGUCAAAGUCUUCAAUAUCAAGAUAAGAAAUACAUCAUUAGUUUUUGUAAAGCAAAAAAGAAAUGUUACGAACCUUGAGAGGCAAUAACUCGC
This is a messenger RNA of Phytophthora nicotianae INRA-310, 2562 nucleotides long. RefSeq lists its product as hypothetical. NCBI's taxonomy places the organism in Eukaryota, Oomycota, Peronosporomycetes, Peronosporales, Peronosporaceae. The record is from RefSeq and is a predicted model, not a curated record. The coding region runs from base 186 to 1478 and encodes 430 amino acids. The transcript has a single exon.